Salvelinus fontinalis (brook trout) is the source of this 4745-nucleotide messenger RNA. RefSeq names its product proline rich transmembrane protein 1B. The record is from RefSeq and is a predicted model, not a curated record. Gene Ontology annotation, cellular component: membrane. NCBI's taxonomy places the organism in Eukaryota, Metazoa, Chordata, Actinopteri, Salmoniformes, Salmonidae. The transcript is spliced from 4 exons. Bases 162 to 968 code for a protein of 268 amino acids.
UCUGCAGCCAUUUGUGGGAGCCCAUGGGAUAUCUGCUGUAAACUGUCCCAUGUUCUGUCUCUGUUGUCUGGAUCAGACGUUUUCCCACGAUGACCACCUGAAUCCUCCUCUCUACCAUCCUCCAACUGUAUAGUUCCCUGUACUGUACGCUGCCUGACAAAAUGGACCCAGUCAUUCAACCACCCAGCCCCGAGAGCCAGGCCCUGUCCAGUGGGAGGACAGCAGUGCAGGAGGGAAACUCAGGAACCCAAGACCUUGUUGGACAUACAAGCUUACCUGUACAAACCACUCAUCUGUCAUCCAACAGUGACAAUGUCCACACUGUCUGCCCUCCAGUGCCUAAGGCAGACAGUACUUUUGCUGCCUGUCCGCCAUACAGAGCUCACAGUGACAGUGAUGGGAGGUUAACCAGGGAGGAGCUGCUAAGCCAGACUGACCUGGCAGGAGGGACACCCUCGACUGUGUGUCAACCACAGAUCUCCUCGGUCCAACCAGACGUGACAGCAUCCACCCAAUCAGAAGAGCCCCCACCCUACAGCCCACCUGACCCCAAGAUGGCCUAUAUUAUCUAUCCUCCACAACCACCUCACUACCCAGGGCCCCCUGUCAUGGCCUGCCAGCCAGCACCCAGCCAGCCAGCCUUCUACCAGGCCCAGUUCAUGCCUUCACCCAGCAACCCUCCCUACACCAUAUACAUGAGCGGCCCUCCCCUGGGGGACGAGCGGCCUCCCCUGCCCAAGGACUACAUGGUGGAGUCCCUGCUGGUCACCAUCUUCUGCUGCCUUAUGAGUGGCCUCAUCGCCCUUUUGUACUCAUAUGAGACCCGUGCUGCUCUGGCCAGAGGGGACAUGAGGGAGGCAGAGAGGGCUUCCCAGAAGGCCCGUUUGCUGGUGCUGUUCAGCCUGAUGUUUGGGGUGUUUGUUUGUCUGGGCUGGAUCAUAUAUGUAGUGAUAUCUCUCUGUGCAUAGCGAUUUGCACCUGACACACGUCUACUCAUUUACAUUUGAGUAAUUUAGCAUACGCUCUUAUCCAGAGUGACUUACAGUUAUUGCAUUAAUCUUAAGAUAGCUAGUUGGGACAACCACAUACACUCCCCCCUUUGUUGCUAUAACAGCCUCCACUAUUCUGGGAAGGCUUUCCACUAGAUGUUGGAACAUUGCUGCGGCGACUUGCUUCCAGUGAGCCACAAGAGCAUUAGUGAGGUUGGGCACUGAUGUUGGGCGAUUAGGCCUGGCACGCACUUGGCGUUCCAAUUCAUCCCAAAGGUGUUCGAUGGGGUUGAGGUCAAGGCUUUGUUCAGGCUGGUCAAGUUCUUCCACACCCAUCUCAACAAACCAUCUCUGUAUGGACCUUGCUUUGUGCACGGCGGUGGUUAGAGCGUUGGGCCAGUAACCGAAAGGUUGCUGGAUCAAAUCUCCAAGCUGACAAGGUAAAAAUCUGGCGUUCUGCCCCUGAACAAGGCAGUUAACCCACUAUUCCCCUGUAGGCCAUCGUUGUAAAUAAGAAUUUGUUCUUAACUGACUUGCCUAGUUAAAUAAAUAAACUGUUGCUACAAAUUUCGAAGCACAGAAUCGUCUAGAAUGUCAUUGUAUGCUGUAGCGUUAAGACUUCCCUUCACUGGAACUAAGGGGCCUAGCCCAAAACAUGAAAAACAGCCGCAGACCAUUAUCCCUCAUCCACCAAACUUUACAGUUGGCACUAUGCAUUGAGGCAGGUAGCGUUCUCCUGACAUCCGCCAAACCCAGAUUCGUCCGUCAGACUGCCAGAUGGUGAAGCGAGGUUCAUCACUCCAGAGAACACCUUUUCACUGCUCCGGAGUCCAACGGUGGCAAUCUUAACACCACUCCAGCCGACGCUUGUCAUUAAGCAGGGCGAUCUUAGGCUUGUGUGCAGCUGCUUGGCGCUCGACGAAUAGUUAUUGUGCUGACGUUGCUUCCAGAAGCAGUUUGGAACUCGGUAGUGAGUUUUACAACUGAGGAUAGACAAUUUUUGCUAGAGCAGGGCAGAUAUUUGACGAACUGACUUGUUGGAAAGGUGGCAUCCUAUGGCGGUGCCACGUUGAAAGUCUCUGAGCUCUUCAGUAAGACCAUUCUACUGCCACUGGUUGUCUAUGGAGAUUGCAUGGCUGGGAGUUCGAUUUUAUACACCUGUCAACAACGGGUGAGGCUGAAAUAGCCAUAUCCACUAUUUUGAAGGGGUGUCCACAUACACUACACAUACAAAAGUAUCUCAGUCAUAAUAAAUAUAUUUUUCCUCCAUAAAGUUGCCAUCAGCAAAUGCAGUGCUAGUAAGGGGGGAAGGUAGGGGUAGGAUAUUCAGGGAAGGGGUAGGAUAUUCAGGGAAGAGGUAGGUUAUUCAGGGAAGGGGAAGGUAAUUCAGGGAAGGGGUAGGUUAUUCAGGGAAGAGGUAGGAUAUUCAGGGAAGGGGUAGGAUAUUCAGGGAAGGGGUAGGAUAUUCAGGGAAGGGGUAGGUUAUUCAGGAAGGGGUAGGAUAUUCAGACGUUUUUGGAAGAUGGGCAGGGACUCUGUUGUCCUAGCUUCAUGCGAAAGCUGGUUCCACCAUUGGGGUGCCAUGACAGAGAAGAGACUUGACUGGGCUGAGCGGGAGCUGGGAUGGGUGGGCCAAGAGACCAGAGGUGGCAGAACGGAGUACUCAGGUUGCGGUGUAGAGUUUGAGCAUAGCCUGAAGGUAGGGAAGGGCAGUUCCUCUUGCUACACCGUAGGCAUGUACCAUGGUGUUGUAGUGUAUAUGAGCUUCGACUGGAAGCCAGUGGAGCGUGCAGAGGACUGGGGUUACAUGGGAGAACUUGGGAAGGUUGAACACCAGGAGGGCUGCAGCGUUCUGGAUAAGUUGCAGAGGAUUGAUGGUACACGUGGGGAGCCCAGCCAACAGCGAGCUGCAGUAUUCCAGAUGGGAGAUGACAAGUGCCUGGAUUAGGACCUGCGUCGCUUCCUGUGUGAGGUAGGGUCCUACUCUAUGGAUGUUGUAGAGCAUGAACCUGCUGGAGCGAGUCACUGCUCUGGUGUUUGCAGAGAACGACAGGGUGUUGUCCAGGGUCACGCCAAGAUUCUUUGCACUCUGGGUGGGGGACACCAUGGAGUUGUCAACCAUGGUGGAGAGGUCUUGGAGCAGGCAUGCCUUCCCCGGGAGAAAGAGCAGCUCCGUCUUGUCGAAAUUGAGUUUGAGGCGUUAGGCUAGCAUUAAAGCUGAGGUAUCUGCCAGGCUUACAGAGAUGCAUGUCGCCAAAUGAGUGUCAGAAGGGAGGAAGGAGAAAAGUAGUUGAAGGUCAUCCGCAUAGCAAUGAUAGGAGAGACCAUGUAAGGAUAUGACGGAGCCAAGUGACUUGUUGUAUAGAGAGAAGAGGAGAGAGCCUAGAACCGAGCCCUGGGGGACACCAGUAGGGAGAGUACAUGGUGGACCCUCUAGAAUGUACAGGCACUAUAGAUAAACAUAACUAUAAUGACAUUUAAAAUAUAAACACGUACAUACGGUAUAUUCCCCCAAAUUACCUACAGCACUUAUUUGAAAUGUGGAUUGAAGCUAUUUUUCUUUAUUUGAAAUGAAAUCAUAAUUUUAAUGCUAAGCAUUAAAAUUAUUUUGCAAUACUUUAUACACAUGAACAUGUUGAUGCCGUACUCAUAAAACGAUUAGAAAUAGGAGAGUAUGUUGUGUCAAACAGUGAAUUACCAGUAUGCCGGCCUAGACAGCAUCCCAAGCAGCAUCCUCAGGGCAGUGUUUAAAGACACAUUCAACCUCGUCCCUAUCCCAGUCUGUUUUCCCCACUUGCUUCAAGAUGUCCACCAUUGUUCCUGUACCCAAGAAAGCUAACUGAAACAAAUGACUAUCACCCCGUAGCACUCACCUCUGUCAUCAUUAAGUGCUCUGAGAGGCUAGUUAAGGAUCAUAUCACCUCCAACUUACCUGAGUCCUGAGACCCACUACAAUUUGCAUACCGCCUCAAAAGAUCCACGGACGACACAAUCGCCGUCGCACUGCCCUAUCCCACCUGGACAAGAGGAAUACCUAUAUGAGAAUGCUGUUCAUUGACUACAGCUCAGAUUUCCAUAGUGAUGAGCUUGGAGGGCACUAAGCUAAGGACCCUGGGUCUGAACUCCUCCCUCUGCAACUGGGUACUAGACUUCCUGAUGGGCUGACCCUCGGUGAUGAGGGUAGGCAACACCCCUGCCACACUGAUCCUCAACACGGGGGCCCUCCAGGGGUGUGUGUUCAGCCCCCUCCUGUACUCCCUAUACACCCAUGACUGCAUGGCAUAUAUUAUAUUGUUUACUUACUGUGUAUGUAUACUGUAUUCUCAACAAAGCUCAUCCUAAUAUACCUACUACUGUACAUACCAUACCAUUCCUAAUUAUACUGUCUAUACACACACCACAUAUUUAUAUUCUGGAUUCUGACACUGCUCACUAAUAUAAUCUACUUUGGAUUGUUAAAUUUGAUUUCUUGUUUAGAUCUUCUGCUUAUUUGUGUAUUUGCUAGACAUUCUACUGCACUUUAGGAUCUAGUAACAUAUGCAUUUCACUGCAUCUGCAGGAACACCUGCAAAUAGACCAAUAAACUUUGAUUUGAUGUGUUACAGGAUGUUGGACAUAAAGUUCAAAUUAAAUGUAUUUAGAAGAGAAUGAUUACUUUCCAUCUGACUGCUACACCAGAAUAUUAGCUUAAGAACAACUUGAGCUGACAACCACAUGACCGGAUUGUGUCCAAAUAAAGCAUACUUUUUUUUAUUA